Molecule: messenger RNA, 814 nt
Organism: Phytophthora nicotianae INRA-310
Lineage: Eukaryota; Oomycota; Peronosporomycetes; Peronosporales; Peronosporaceae
Exons: 1
Coding region: 1-714 (237 amino acids)
Molecular function (GO): ubiquitin-like modifier activating enzyme activity
Source: RefSeq, a predicted model, not a curated record
AUGGCAGGACAUGCAUUGAGUAGCCCCCAGUUGAUGGACGAAGCCAGAAUCGGAUUGGAGACACUGGAACAGCUAAUCGAGUCGCAUGACGUCAUCUUUCUAGGCACAGACUCCCGUGAGAGUCGCUGGCUUCCCACUGUGAUCGCCUCGUCCAAGAAGAAACUACUUCUGAAUGCAGCGUUGGGCUUCGACAGCUACCUUGUGAUGCGUCAUGGCGUUCAUCCUGAUGGUGACGCUACUAAACCAUCGCUGGGCUGCUACUUCUGCAAUGAUAUCGUGAGUCCUCGAGACUCACUGAAGGACCGUACGCUGGACCAGAUGUGCACUGUAACUCGUCCAGGUCUUGCCCCCAUAGCAGCAGCAACGGCGGUAGAACUUCUCGUCGCUGUGUUACACUCCCCUCAAGGCAAAUAUGUUGGAGCGGAGAAGCCAAGCGAUGGUUCUGUUCCCAUGGGCUACAUCCCUCAUCAGCUUCGUGGAUUCCUGAAUGCCUUCCAGAACAUGGUGAUCACUGGCGAGGCAUUCGACAAGUGCAUUGCGUGUGGUUCGAAGGUGCUGGAUGCGUACUCUGCUGAUUCGCUGGGUCUGUUGGAAAAGGCGUGCAACUCUACGGCGUAUUUGGAAGAACUCACGGGGUUGAACCAACUAACGGAGGAGGCUGACUCACUCAUGAUUGACCUGGAAGACAGCGACGAAGACGGGGAUAUGAUCUAGGCUGAUUCAGGUGAAUUCAUUUACAUUUUUAUGUAUUAGCCGACACUUCCUCGUGUGGUAGCUGUACUCCACUGUCUAUCUGAUUGUCGAGGAAUUUGGU